Molecule: messenger RNA, 849 nt
Organism: Pseudoliparis swirei
Lineage: Eukaryota; Metazoa; Chordata; Actinopteri; Perciformes; Liparidae
Gene: lto1
Product: LTO1 maturation factor of ABCE1
Exons: 5
Coding region: 48-473 (141 amino acids)
Source: RefSeq, a predicted model, not a curated record
GCUUUGUGGGACGGGUUUAAAGGACUUGGUUGUGAAUUGGAGUGGAUAUGGCUGGCCGUUCUGGAAAUGAAGAUCUAUUUGACAAUAUUCUUUUGGCGGAUGAAAGGUUCCGAGGGGAGGGCUACCAGGAGGGAUUUGAAAGAGGGUCCCGGCGAGGACUGCAGGAGGGCUGCAGACAUGGAGCCUCUCAUGGGGCCAAGCUGUCCUCUGAGAUUUCCUUCUGUUAUGGGUUCGCCGUCACAUGGAGGUGUCUCCUCCAACAUAACACGGAUGUCAAAUCAAGGAAGCGUUUGAAAGCCCUGGAGGCUCUGCUGGCUUUGAUCCAGAACUCGCCUCACGAUGAUCCGCAGUCUGCACAUCUACAGGAUCACAUGGAGAGACUUCGUGCCAAGUUCAGACAGGUCUGCUCGAUGCUCAGUGUCCCGGCCGACUUCAACGAUUACAUGAGAGCCUCUGAAGGGACUUCUUUCUGAAUACCUGGUGAUCAGGAGUACCUCUGCAUCUGCACAGAGAGAAGGAAGUGGAGCUGCUAUCGGCCAGCAGCCCUGUGAGUCGGUGUCCCAGGCGCCUGUGGUUGGUCUGCAGUGGAGUGUGGAGUGUGACUGUGGGUUUGACUGUCCUUCCCCUUCUGGUGGGAAGGUCCACGGAGCUCACUAAAGUGGACCAUCUGAGUAGCUCUUACUGUUGAACUUGCAGAGUCUGGAACUCGACCCCAGUCGGACUUCAGACCUGGAGAAAGAGAUUUUUGUUUAAAUGUAUCUUAAAGUAUCUUGCAGUGAUGUUUAAUGAGCUGAAGUUAAAGCCGAAACUAAGACAACAGCAGGAAAAUAAAAUCUUGGAACAAAUGUU